AUGUAUGUGAAAUGGUUUGAUACAGUAAUGUUUUACUAUGUGAUUUUAGUGAUUUUAGUGAAUGUCACUUUUUGUCAUUUUCAAAUUUCCCGCCGUUCCAUCCCCGUACGUCCUGACGCUCGCAGGGGACGGAACCCAGAUGACAGAUGUCGGCAUUGCCGGGGACACUGCAGGAGGGACAUCGCGGAGCGCAGGACAAGGUAAGUGACCAAGGGAUCACGGAGGAGCGCCGCAUGGUAAGCCCGAGUGUAGCUCGGGGUUACUGCUUGUGCUACACACGGGAAUACCGCCAGGGAGGUUA
Molecule: messenger RNA, 301 nt
Organism: Staurois parvus
Lineage: Eukaryota; Metazoa; Chordata; Amphibia; Anura; Ranidae
Source: the annotation of a GenBank genome assembly